Messenger RNA from Schistosoma turkestanicum, 2663 nucleotides. NCBI's taxonomy places the organism in Eukaryota, Metazoa, Platyhelminthes, Trematoda, Strigeidida, Schistosomatidae. The record is from the annotation of a GenBank genome assembly.
CCAGAGUUGCGCUACCAACAAUUCUUUGCGUUACUCUCUCUACGUUUUCACAUGUCAGAACUUUACUUUAAGAUUCUUGUUCCUAAUGUUGCUGCUGGUGCGAUCAUUGGAAAGAAAGGAGAAGCUAUUGAAACAAUCAAGCGUCAAACUGGAGCAAGGCUCAAAAUGUCUCGAGCAAAUGACUUUUAUCCAGGAACUACUGAAAGAGUAUGUCUCAUUGUUGGUACACUUGAAGCAUGCAUACAGUUACAUGAUUAUGUGAUGGCCAAAAUAAGCAAACGACCUCAGAAUAUAUCUAUAAUAACUCCAACAGGGGUUAAUUGCAUGGAACGUCACAAACAGGCAAGUUGUCUCUAACCACUUAGCUCUUGUUACUGCAGGUUAAAAUUUUAGUUCCAGACGGUAUGGCUGGUAUCAUUAUCGGAAAGUUUGGGAACUUUAUCGAAAAAAUCAAAGAAAAAAGCAAUGCUUUUAUUCAAGUUUCUCAAAGGCCCAGAGAUGUAAAGUUAUUUGAAAGGUGCAUUGUGAUAACAGGCGAGUUAAAAGAGAGGAGAAAAGCAGUAGAAAUGAUAUUGUGUAAAAUCCUCGAGAAUCCUGAUUCAGCUUGUUAUUCAAAUUGCUCUUAUUCCCAGGUCAGGGAACCAGUCGCUAGUGCAUUUUCAAUAGGUUCCCCGUUCGCAAUUAGCUAUCACCCUCUAGUAAAUAUGGAUAACUCAAAUACAGAUUCGGAGUGCAAGUCAAAAAUUUUAAUCCCAAAUCUUUGUGAUGAAGGUUUGCCAACCAUAACCUUCGAACACGAGUCCACUAUCAGUCAGAUAGAUCCUCUUUUCUGUAAUCAUUCUUUAUCAGUGCCACUUACAAGUGCCAAUCUUGAUUCAAUAAUUCCAUUUGUUCCUUGGAUCGACCAAAGUGUGGUAAAUAGAAGCACUAAUCCAGUUGUCAGUCUGACCUCAUGUGACACUGUAUUUCAACCGUUGAUAUCUCAGUCGAAUUUAAUUAGGCAGUCAGAAUAUGGUUAUCCUGACUUGGGUUUGAACGAAGUCUUUUAUGUCGGACAUCCUUCUGCCUUCUAUCCAGAUUUUAUUCCACGAACGCCUGGUAUUCAGAAUUAUAUACUUCAAUCAUCUAUGGAGGUCAAUGAAAAGAUCACUAUAACACCAACGUUAGCACCUACAACACAGAUCACUGCUGAAAUCACUACUCUGAAUGAUCCCCAUUACUUAAUAUCGGGAAGUCAAAAGGGUGGUAGUUGUCCAAUAACUGGGGGAAACAAAGUUGAAUGUAAUGUACCUUUCGAGACUUCAGGAGUCAAUAACCAGUCACAUUCUCGUUAUUUAAGUGGAGAGUCAGUUGAUUCAGCUUUCACAGAAAGUGUACUCAGUGUCAAACUCCAAUCAUCUUCAGAAGAUUUCACGAGUGAUUUAUUUCUUCAGCAACCAUGUCACGAACAAAAUAAGCAAACACUAUCCCAAGUUGAGACGAUGGUAUCACCCAAUUCGGUGUACUCAGUUUGUUCAAGUACUCAAAGUUGUAAAUGUUCUUCUGCUCCCAAUCAACAUUUGCUUGUUAACUCUCAAAGAUCAAAUCCUCAGAAUCCCCUUUCCAGUAAUAAACCAAACGAUAAUUUUAAUCGGUCAUUGUUAACUCAAGUGCAGAUGCCUGAAUUUAGAUGUCUACCGACUAAGUGCUACGGAUCUGAUGUUGGAGGUGUUUUACUAGUCGGCACGGUACAACAGUUGCAUAAUACACUUAAUUUCUUAGAAUGGCAGACCAAACAACAAUUGUUGUAUAGUUCUAUAUCAAGAACUACGAUGACGUCUACUGAUUAUCAAAUCGGAAAUGUAUUCAAGACCAAUACUCCAUCAACCUCAAUAACAGGAUAUGAUGGAAAUCCAAUAGAUUUCCGUCACACGACAUCAUUUAGUCCUGAUGUAUCUCUGAAAUUGGACACAAUUCAACCGUGGUCAAUACCAAGACAUCUGGCUCCGUUAAGCUUAAAUAUACCGAUUAAUCAGUGUUAACUGAUAUAAAGCAUUUAUUUAUUAUUUAUUCUUGAAAUUCUUAUUAUUUUUGUGUUUAAAGGCAUACUAAAUUCUUACAUCCAUUACUGUCGAACUAUACUUUGCUCGUUUAUUCGCUUUUGAGUUUUACGUAAUUUACUAAUUUUUCACAUUGUAAAACUUAUCUACUAAUUUAUACAAAAUAGUGUUUUUUUACAUACAUAUAUUUUAUUUGUAUUUUGGAGUAACCCUUUUUACUUGUUUUUUUCUUUUUUUGUUACUUGUAUCAUUACCCGGUGUCGUUAAACAUAUAUAUACUUCUCGGUAACGUGUCACAAUAAUAUAUUAAAAUUAACAUUUUAUUACUAUUAUCACUAUUAUUACAGCAUUUAUUUUUAACUACUUAUUUAUACUUUUUAUCUUGAAAAAUAAUACUUUUUUUUCUAAGCUACUGGGUUUGUUUUAUAGAUUUGUUUAUUCAUAAGUUUAUCUUUAUUAUUGUUCAACAGGAAACCGUGACCAAAAGACACCGUUAUUUAUUAUGUCUCUCCCUCCACCUCUUUUCUCUUUGAUUUAGAAAAUAUUGACACUAUCAGUUUCUUCAUGCUAUUAUUAUUAUUAUUAUUAUUAUUAUUAUUAUUAUUAUUAUUAUUAUUAUUAUUA